GAAACAUUCGUUACUGCCGGAGAUCUAUUAAAAUUACAAUUUUACUUAAAAUUCUUAAUAGACUAAAAGCACAACAUGCCAGAAGAUGAAGGAGCUGAUAAGAAGAAAUCUCAUCGUGCCCGCCAAUCCGGUGUUAAGGCCGAGAAGAAGAAAUUAAAAGCCAAAAAAGAGUCAAAUCAAAAGGAGCCAACAUUGACUGCACGGCAAAGAAACCCCAAAGCCUUUGCCAUUAAUUCGGCUAUCAGUGCUGAAAGGAAUUUCCGACGCAAAGAAGAUUUAACUGCGAAGAAACAACAUAUUCCGGUGGUGGACCAGACACCAGAUGAACCACCGCCAGUGUUAAUUGCAGUUGUCGGUCCACCCAAGGUGGGUAAAACAACGUUGAUAAAUAAUUUGAUUAAAAGUUUUACCCGGACAAAUGUGAACGACAUCAAGGGUCCCAUUACCAUUGUAACGUCCAAGAAGAGGCGUAUUACCUUGCUGGAGUGCAAUAAUGACAUUAACUCCAUGAUUGAUGUGGCAAAAUGUGCCGAUUUGGUGUUGCUUAUGUGUGAUGCCAGUUAUGGUUUUGAAAUGGAAAUAUUCGAAUUCUUGAAUAUUUGCCAGGUCCAUGGUAUGCCUAAGAUUAUGGGUGUUCUUACACAUUUGGAUAUGAUUAAGAAUACCAAACAGCUGAGGAAGAGAAAGAAGGAGUUGAAACAUCGUUUCUGGACCGAGGUGUACGAUGGAGCAAAAUUGUUUUAUCUUUCCGGUUUGUUGCAUGGUGAAUAUCUCCGCAAUGAAAUCAAGAAUUUGGGACGUUUCAUAUCCGUGAUGAAAUUCCGUCCGUUAACAUGGCGUGGUGCCCAUAGUUAUUUGGUUGUGGAUCGUGUUGAGGACAUCACCAAUACAGAUGUUAUACGCCGUAAUCCUAAGUGUGACCGUGAUGUAGUGCUGUAUGGCUAUGUUCGUGGUGUGCCACUGAAGCAGGAACAUAUGGUGCAUAUUGCGGGUUUGGGUGAUGCACGCAUCGAUGAGUUGAGUGCAAUUUCAGAUCCUUGUCCCUUGCCGGGAACUGAAAAGAAGAGAACGCUCUUGGAGAAGGAACGUCUGCUGUAUGCCCCCAUGUCUGGUGUGGGUGGUAUAGUGUAUGACAAAGAUGCAGUGUACAUUGAGUUACAAGGAUCUCACAGCCACAAAGACAAGACGGCAGAGGCCACUGAACAGGAAGAGUUGGUGGGCAAGCUGAUUGGCAAAAAACAAACAGUGGAUGAACAAAUCGAUGAGCAGGAAUUCCGUUUGUUUUCUGAUGGUGCUGCCAUUAAAUCCAAAGAUUUUGUGCAAGAAGAUGAGAUGGCCAGUGGGAAUGAAGAUGACGAGGAUGAUAACUCUGGAGAAGAGGAUGAUUCUGGUGUUGAUGACGACGAUGAUGAUGCAGAAGAGGAGGGUGAGAGUGAUGAUGAAUUUGCUGGUGAUGACUGGCGUAAUGAAGAUUCUCAAAACGAAUCCAAAAAUAUGGACUCCGAAGAAGAGUCCUCAGAUGAUGAUGAUUAUCAGGAUUUGGAAAAGUUGAAGAAAUCCAAAAAUCGUUCAGCUUCAAGCGAUGAGGAUGGUGAAGGCGAUGAGGAAGGGGAGGAGGACGAAGAAGAGGCAAUUAUUGCCAAUAAUAUGAGUUGGAAAGAAAAUUUGGCGGAAAAGGCCAGAGAUGCCUUCCUCCAGCGUCAUUCCGAAUCUAAAAAUCUAAUGCGUUUAGUUUAUGGCUGUUAUACUCAGAGUGAACGAAAAAAGACUGCAGAAGAAAACAGUGAUAACUCGGCCGAAGAGUCGGAAGAUGAAGAUGCCAUUGGUGGCCUAUUCAAGGUAGCAGCCAAAAAGCAGACUGAACUGCAAAAAGAUAAGGACCUGCGCGACAAAUUUGAGUCAUGUUUCUUUGAUGACAAUUUUGAAAGCACACGUAAUUGGCUGGAGGAUUCGAAUAAGGACUUGAUACGCAAUUGUUUUGUUACGGGAAAAUGGAAGGCCUCGGAAGAUGCUGAAAAUCUGCUACGUCUGGAUGAUAUGAGUGAUGCCGAUAGUGAAGUAUAUGGCGACUUUGAAGAUCUUGAGACGGGGCAGAAACAAAGCGGCAAACCUAAAGAGGAAGAAGAGGACAAUCAAACAAAGGAACCAGAAGCAGGCAGUGAAGCCCUAAAACGUAAAAUGACCCGCGUUGAAGAGGAAAAUCUUACCAAGGCCGAAAUUAUGGCCAAGAAACUGAAACUUAAGGCCAAAUUUGAUGCUGAAUACGACAACAAGGGGGAAAAGGAAGAGGAUGAUGGUCGGAUUAAGGGUGACCAUGACUACUAUGAAAGCCUUAAGGCUGAGGCCCAAAAGCAGUCACAGCUAAACAAAAGUGAAUUUGAGAAUUUGGAUAAUGAUUUGCGUGUACAAAUCGAGGGUUACCGGGCUGGCAUGUAUGUCCGUUUGGGAUUUAAGAAUGUUGCGGCUGAAUUCAUAGAGAACUUUGAUCCCACCUAUCCGGUGCUUGUUGGUGGCCUAAAUAUGGCCGAGGAAAAUAUUGGCUAUGUCAAUUGCAAGGUUAAGAAACAUCGUUGGUAUAAGAAGAUUCUCAAAUCAGGAGAUCCUCUCAUCAUUUCCAUGGGUUGGAGACGUUUCCAAACAGUGGCCGUCUAUGCCAAAGUUGAAGAUAAUUUCCGCCAUCGAUAUCUCAAAUACACCCCUGAACAUGUUACCUGUAGCAUGACUUUCUGGGGUCCCAUAACUCCACAAAAUACCGGUUUCCUGGCCCUGCAAACUGUGCGUCACGACCAAGAGGAACUGAAACGCAUAGGUUUUCGCAUUGCUGCCACUGGUUGUGUUACCGAAUUGGAUAAAUCCUGCCAAAUUAUGAAGAAACUUAAACUUGUGGGUCAUCCAUUUAAGAUUUAUCAAAAAUCUGCCUUCAUCAAAGGCAUGUUUAAUACCAGCCUAGAGGUGGCCAAGUUUGAGGGUGCCAAAAUAAAAACAGUUUCCGGUAUCAGAGGUCAAAUUAAAAAGGCCCAUCACACACCGGAGGGUUCGUUUAGGGCCACCUUUGAAGAUAAGAUUCUGUUGAGUGACAUUGUCUUCUGUCGCACCUGGUUCCGGGUGGAUGUACAUCGUUUCUAUGCCCCCGUUACAACGCUGUUACUGCCACCCGAACAAAAACUCCAUUGGCAGGGUAUGAAGACGCUGGGUCAACUGAAGCGAGAAAAACAAAUUAAAAAUGAAGCCCAGCCGGAUAGUUUGUAUACCGAAAUCAAAAGACAACCCAAAGUAUUUCGUCCAUUGGUCAUACCCAAGAGUUUGCAAAAGGCAUUGCCUUAUAAGGAUAAACCUAAGAUGGGUCCUUUGACACCGGCCGAGAAGGCUGAACGUGUGGCUGUUAUACGUUCACCACACGAACAAAAGGUGGCCAAAUUGAUGAACAUGAUCGAAACCAAUUACCAAGAGAAACGUAACAAGGAUCGUCAUGAAACCAAAUUGCGUGUCAAGAAAUUCAAACUGCAAAAACGGGCUGAGGAGCUGUCCAAAUUGAAACGACAAAAGGAGUUGCGCAAGAAAGUCUCAAGGGCCCUCAGUAAAAUGAAGAGUAAACAGAAAACAUAAAUACCAUAAAAAAAGGUAAUUUUGUUGUUCCAUGUAAUGUUUCCUUUUUCCCUCUGCACCCAGAUCCAGUAUGGGCGCGGUUGUAGUUCAAUUAAUUUAAGUUUUUUAGUUGCUAGUUUUAUUUGUAUAAAGAAAUGUUUAUAAUUAAAAAAAUAAAGUACGAAACAAAGCCUUUUUGGUAAUUUAA
This is a messenger RNA of Musca domestica (house fly), 3793 nucleotides long. Its product is annotated as ribosome biogenesis protein BMS1 homolog. Gene Ontology annotation, molecular function: GTPase activity; GTP binding; U3 snoRNA binding. Gene Ontology annotation, biological process: ribosome biogenesis; endonucleolytic cleavage of tricistronic rRNA transcript (SSU-rRNA, 5.8S rRNA, LSU-rRNA); maturation of SSU-rRNA from tricistronic rRNA transcript (SSU-rRNA, 5.8S rRNA, LSU-rRNA). NCBI's taxonomy places the organism in Eukaryota, Metazoa, Arthropoda, Insecta, Diptera, Muscidae. The record is from RefSeq and is a predicted model, not a curated record. Bases 76 to 3606 code for a protein of 1176 amino acids. Gene Ontology annotation, cellular component: 90S preribosome; nucleus. The transcript has 3 exons.